Colletotrichum navitas is the source of this 1084-nucleotide messenger RNA. RefSeq lists its product as uncharacterized. The transcript has 4 exons. The record is from RefSeq and is a predicted model, not a curated record. NCBI's taxonomy places the organism in Eukaryota, Fungi, Ascomycota, Sordariomycetes, Glomerellales, Glomerellaceae. Bases 335 to 1084 code for a protein of 249 amino acids.
GGGGACCUUUCACCUCACCUUCGACCUCUCAACCUCCUGCAGGUCCCGACAUCAGGCCCAAACACCGGACAAGUCACACCCCCUCACCCCUUCAAGGUAAUCACCGUGUUGCCUUUCCACGAGUAGUACACGCGCCCACGGAACCGGAACCGAUAUUGUCAGUGUGAAUUGGGGCUGUGGAGAUGGACAGACCUUGGGGCAACAGGAAGAAGGGGUCUAAUCACCAUCUUUUACCACUGCGUUGUUUCCUCUUGGCCAUUUAGGAACACUCAGUCUGGGACUAUGUUCAGGUCUGGGCUCAGCAAAUGCGAGUGCGACGUCCGAUCCCAACCCCAUGCCAUUCGUCCUCCAUCGCCGAAUCGUCUUGUCGCGGCUACCGUCCUCCUUGCUUCAAGGCGCUCACUUCACGCCCCCUUCGAUCGAAGAAGGCCAUACCUGUCCCCCGUCGGACACCACCAUGGAACGCAACUGCACCCAGGGUCUGUACGUCACCGGAAGAAACAUGCCUUCAUGGUCUUGUCCGCAUCCGGAUCUCCUGGUGAAACGAAGAUUAAAACCACCCAAUCGGCCUCUAACAUCGUCUGGCGUGGCAUUUCUCACAGACGCCGCCAGUCAUGCAUAUCACGACCCCCCAUCAGCCGAAGCUUACUUCCUCCAUACGCCUCAAAAGAGGAGCUACGAGCAUCAGCUGAUUCAUGGCCAACCUCGUCAGGCUGGGGACAGAGGCAAGGUCGACCGCAAGCAAGCAAGCAGGUGCCUGUCUGCUGCGGCCCAGGUGCGCAAGAGCCAUUUCUCGACACCUGCUCUGUUUCCCUGGGGGCACGGUGAGGCCUGGCGCCGGGACAGACGAUGUUCCAGGGGCUCCUCCGUGAUCCGUGAUCUCGCCGCCGCCGCCACCCCAUGUUUGAGCAGCAUGCAUACCCGAACGCGUGCAUGCAGGCAAUCGACUCUUUUCUCUCCCGGGGUGGACGGAAUAGCUGCCUGCCUUGACCUGGCCAAGCCCAAGCAGAGCCCGCAUUCCACCCUCCUGGCUCACACUGAUCGUGUCCCAGACAAAAAGGUUAUGUCUCGUCUCGGGAGCUAA